Messenger RNA from Fonsecaea erecta, 603 nucleotides. RefSeq lists its product as hypothetical. Gene Ontology annotation, molecular function: phosphatidylinositol-3-phosphate binding. Lineage: Eukaryota; Fungi; Ascomycota; Eurotiomycetes; Chaetothyriales; Herpotrichiellaceae. The transcript has a single exon. Gene Ontology annotation, cellular component: endosome. The record is from RefSeq and is a predicted model, not a curated record. Bases 1 to 603 code for a protein of 200 amino acids.
AUGGAGAAUACUCGUUCUGUUCCAAUCGCUGCACUGGGUUCAGAUCAACCGAAUCGAGACUCCGAAGCCGCGCCCGUGGUUGACGUCGCUGAACGGUCUACCGAUCGGCUUCAAAUCGCGCCCACCCCACCGCCGUACUGGCAACCUAGCAGAGAGCCGUCUUUUGAUGAGCUGACCACCACGCGACCACCCCCCAUCGCUCUCGAGGAUCAUAGCUUGUCCCGAGAACCAAGCAGGGCGGCGCUCUGGGCCAAAUCCAUCUCCAUUGACGAAUAUGUCAUUGUCCAAGGCAAUCCUACAGGAGUAGGCGCCUACGUGGUAUACAAUAUUAAUGUGCAGACCCUUGAUGGAGGUCCUAUGACCAUCCGAAAGCGAUAUUCCGAGUUCGAUGAGCUUCGAGCCAAGCUGGUCAAAGCGUACCCCCAGUCAACCAGGUCGUCACUCCCGCCUCUUCCCCCCAAGAGUGCCAUUUACAAGUUCCGGCCCAAGUUCCUCGAGAAACGGCGCGAAGGACUGGCUUAUUUCCUCAACUGUGUCAUGCUGAAUCCGGAAUACGCGGGUUCUCCAAUGGUAAAAGAUUUCAUCUUUCCACCAGAGACAUGA